AACCUUAAGUCCUGAACCACUGUUUCUUUUUUCCUUAAAAAAAUUAGGAGGCACAAGAAGACCUAGAACGCAGUAGCGAGGCCUCCUCUUGUAUAACGACGUUGCCCUAAAUAUACACUCCCUAAAAAACGGUGUGCACCUAGCGAGAAGAAUAUCAAUUUUAUGGGGAGCCACCAGAAGGGAGAGCGUGGAGGCAGCAGCAAUGGAAGCGGAGGAGGAGCUGUGGCGGUGGACAAGGGUGUCGAUUUCGCACAAUAUUUCUGCACCUACGCGUUUCUUUAUCACCAGAAAGAAAUGCUCUCUGAUAGAGUACGUAUGGACGCUUACUUCAACGCUAUUUUCGAGAACAAGCACCAUUUCAAGGGAAAGACGGUUUUGGAUGUGGGAACAGGGAGUGGCAUUCUUGCAAUGUGGUCAGCACAAGCAGGUGCUCGAAAGGUCUAUGCAGUUGAGGCUACUACGAUGUCAGGACAUGCGCAGGCUCUAGUCAAAGCGAAUAAUCUUCAAGAUGUAGUUGAAGUACUUGAGGGUUCCAUGGAGGAUGUCACCCUGCCAGAGCAAGUUGAUGUAAUUAUCUCAGAGUGGAUGGGGUACUUCCUUCUUCGUGAAUCCAUGUUUGAUUCAGUGAUAUGUGCUCGUGACCGCUGGUUGAAGCCCGGUGGAGUCAUGUAUCCAAGUCAUGCUCGCAUGUGGAUGGCACCAAUCAGGUCAGGAUUGGGAGAUCAAAAAAAGAGUGAUUAUGAUGGAUCGAUGAAUGAUUGGCAUGCUUUUAUGGAAGACACUAAAGAAUACUAUGGUGUUGAUAUGAGUGUUUUAACAAAGCCUUUCUCAGAGGAGCAAAUGAAAUAUUAUCUCCAGACAUCAUUGUGGCAAAACCUUCAUCCACAUCAAGUCAUUGGGACAGCUGCCAUUAUAAAGGAGAUUGAUUGUUUAACUGCCACGGUGAAUGACAUUCUCAAAGUCAAGUCAGACUUCCUAUCGUCAAUCACUUUAGAAAACACAAGGCUCUGCGGAUUUGGUGGAUGGUUUGAUGUCCAUUUUCGAGGAAGCAAGGUUAAUCCGGCACAGCAGGAGAUUGAGUUGACAACAGCUCCUAGUGUAGAUAAUAGCACGCAUUGGGGUCAGCAGGUUUUCCUCUUGCAUCCUCCUGUACAUGUCAGUGAAGGGGAUGCUAUAAGUGUAUCCUUCACCAUGGAUCGUUCAAAGGAAAAUCACAGAUUAAUGGAGGUUGAGCUUGGCUGUGAGAUCAAACAGUCCUCUGGCAAACAGCCUCCUCCUUCCAGAAACAAGUUCUACAUAGAGUGAGGAAGGAAAUAGCGGCUAUCAUGGAAGUCUUAAUAUCAUGAAAAUGGUAUUUCUUAUAGCUUCCAAAUUGUCAAAACUAAUUUUACCAAGACCCGAAAGGCACAUAUUGGUAUAAUUUUGUUUAAAUAUGGUUUUGCGUGCUCUUAUUACCUCUUAGUUUUGAUCCUUGUUUCAGAAAGGGUUGCAAGGAAAUUUUCUUACAUUCAUGCAA
Molecule: messenger RNA, 1516 nt
Organism: Populus trichocarpa (black cottonwood)
Lineage: Eukaryota; Viridiplantae; Streptophyta; Magnoliopsida; Malpighiales; Salicaceae
Product: protein arginine N-methyltransferase PRMT10
Exons: 7
Coding region: 163-1305 (380 amino acids)
Biological process (GO): peptidyl-arginine methylation
Cellular component (GO): nucleus
Molecular function (GO): protein-arginine N-methyltransferase activity
Source: RefSeq, a predicted model, not a curated record